Messenger RNA from Suillus subaureus, 431 nucleotides. RefSeq lists its product as uncharacterized. The record is from RefSeq and is a predicted model, not a curated record. NCBI's taxonomy places the organism in Eukaryota, Fungi, Basidiomycota, Agaricomycetes, Boletales, Suillaceae. The transcript has 2 exons. The coding region runs from base 53 to 274 and encodes 73 amino acids.
UGUAAUGACCGAGCUAAAUCAUGACGCGAUCACAUGACCUUGCACGUGUGGCAUGACGCGAACCGAACAAACUUUGCCUAAGUCUUGCUUGAACUUGCUCAUCACAAUGGACGGCAGCAAAAUAGGGCUGUUUGGUAUGCUGCGGCUGGUGAAAUGGAUGACUGAUGAGCAGGUAGCAGCAUUACCGAUCAACGAGGAGACAAUUGCCUUUGAACGCGACCCGACGGCAGCAGUGUUCGUCUGUAUUGCCCAGAGAUCAAUGCUCUGCACGUGAAGAUUGUGUUGCUGGAAAAACAUGGCAUGGCCUUCAAUCCUCGACGUCUUUGGCAGAGCAUGCCUCACCAUCGACGGCUGUGAAUGGAGUGAAGGCCGGAUCCUGGAGGAGACGGUGAGUGCAUGACUUGUUUUUAUUUUUCGAGGUGGGGAGACGA